Musa acuminata subsp. malaccensis (wild Malaysian banana) is the source of this 2067-nucleotide messenger RNA. RefSeq names its product protein CELLULOSE SYNTHASE INTERACTIVE 3. Gene Ontology annotation, molecular function: protein binding. The record is from RefSeq and is a predicted model, not a curated record. NCBI's taxonomy places the organism in Eukaryota, Viridiplantae, Streptophyta, Magnoliopsida, Zingiberales, Musaceae.
UUCCUACGGCGAAUAUUUACAUGGCGUCGUGAUGUCUUACUGCCUCCUCCGUUGUUUGCCCAGAUCAGAAGGGUCAACAACUUCAGCAGCGACUCAUGGUGGAAGAGGCCGUGCCCUUUGCUGCCGAAUCGGCGGACCACUGGCUCUCCCGCGCCCGCCUCCUCGCCCCCCUCGCCCUCGAGAAGGCCAGGUCCGCCAAGGGAUUCGCCAGGCGGUGGAUGUCCAUCGUUUCCAAGCUCGAGCGCGUGCCGCCCUGCCUCUCCGACCUCUCCAGCCACCCCUGCUUCGCGCGGGACGCCCUCUGCCGCGAGCUCCUUCAGUCCGUCGCCGCCACCGUCUCCGAGGCUGUCGAAUUGGCCGAUCGAUGUCGCGGCGACGUCAGCGCCUCCGUCGGCAAGUUGAAGAUGCAGAGCGACCUCGACGCCCUCUCCGGCAAGCUCGAUCUCAAUCUCCACGACUGUGGACUCGUCGUCAAGACCGGCGUCCUCGGCGAGAUGGCCCUCCCUCCGGUCGCCUCCGCCCGUCCCGGCGAAGCGGAGUACGCCAGCUGGAAUUUCCACGAGCUGCUCGCCCGCAUCCUGAUCGGGCACGCCGAUGCCAAGCACCGGGCGUUGGAUGGGCUAUUGGAGGCGAUGAGGGAGGACGAGAAGGGCGUGAUGGCUGUCCUGGGACGGAGCAACAUCUCCGCCCUCAUACAGCUGUUGACAGCAACCUCACCCAAGCUCAGGGAGAAGGCCGCCACUGCAGUUUGCUUGCUUACCGAAUCAGGAAACUGCGAGAACCUGUUGGUUUCCGAAGGAGUGCUGCCGCCGCUGAUCCGUCUUCUGGAAUCCGGGAGCUUAGUAGCAAGAGAGAAGGCAGUCAUCUCCCUACAAAGGCUGUCCCUGUCCGCUGACACUGCUCGUUUGAUCGCCGGCCAUGGUGGAAUUCGCCCGCUGAUCGGAGUCUGUCAGGUCGGCAGUUCGAUCUCUCAGUCGGCUGCUGCUGGCACGCUUAACAACCUUUCUGCUGUGCCCGAAGAGAGGCAGAGUCUUGUGGAUGAGGGAAUAGUUCGUGUCAUGAUCAAUCUGCUUGAUUGCGGCAUUGUUUUGGGAUCGAAGGAGUAUGCAGCUGAGUGUUUGCAGCACUUAACAUGCAGCAAUGAGAGCUUGAGGAGGACGGUUGUAUCCGAAGGAGGGAUUCGGAGCCUUCUGACAUACCUUGACAGACCCUUACCACAGGAAUCAGCAGUCGGUGCAUUGAAGAAUCUGGUUGGUUCUGUAUCCGUGGAUAGUCUGAUCUCACUUGGCUUGCUUCCUUGCCUUGUGCAUGUGCUGAAAGAUGGAUCUUUGGGGGCACAGCAGGCAGCCGCGGCUGCCAUUUGUAAGUUCUCCAGCUCAGCAGAAACCAAAAGAAUUGUUGGAGAAUUUGGUUGCAUACCCUUGCUUGUGAAGAUGCUCGAGGCCAAGAGCAAUGGCGCGAGGGAGGUUGCGGCACAAGCAAUUGCUAGCUUGAUGACAUAUCCUCAAAAUGGUAGGGAUGUUAAGAAGGAUGAUAAGAGUGUGCCAAAUCUGGUUCAGUUGCUUGAUCCCUGUCCUCAGAACACCGCAAAGAAGUAUGCGGUCUCUUGCCUUUUAAUUCUGUUGUCGAGCAAAAUGUGCAAGAAGAUGAUGAUUUCACAUGGUGCAAUUGGUUAUCUCAAGAAGCUCUCCGAUAUGGACAUUCCAGGCACAAAGAAGUUGCUUGAGCAACUGGAACGAGGCAGAUUACGGAGCUUGUUUAGCAGAAAAUAGAUUGAAAUUCUGUCAAACUCUGCCUUUGACCUUGCGUGCCUUAUGUUUCACUGUCCCUUUGAAACAUAAAACAAGUCAUACACAUCAUCCCAAAUGGCUGGUCAUUGCAAUAUAAUUGGAGUUAGCUGGAGUUGGAAAUGAGCGGAGGCUAAAUUGGAUAACUACACUAGUUUUCAAUACGUCAACCAGUGCAAAAAUGCUUGUGCACAACAAGGAAAUCUUGGCUUGCCAUUGUCACUUAUAUCAGGUACAAUUUUCACCUUAUUUAACUGGUUAAUACAGUCAUUUUUCUCUA